AACACAUUUUUCUUUUUGUUUUCCAGGAUCUUUCACAAAUGGAACAUUUUUUGGCUGAUAUUUCGGCAUUUGAAAAGCUGAGUAAUCUGCAUCUAACUUACUUUGUUACCAUUGAAAGUUUGCUACACUUACUUUUAAAGUCACCAUGUUUGGAGACUCUAGUUUUAGAGGGACCAAUAUAUUCUGACAACAAACCGCCAAAUUUUGCGUCCGUACCUGAAUGUUUUCUAUCUACUCUUAAAGUGGUAAGAUUUGAAAAGUUUGCAGGUGGUGAGCCAGAGUUUAAUUUUGCUAAAUUUGUUAUGGAAAAAAGUCAAAUUUUGGAGAGUAUUAGUUUCUCAUGUUAUAAGUUGCGCGGGGCAAAACUCAAAAAAGUUAAGAAGAAAAUAUUCUUAGUGAAGAGAAGUUUGAACAAGAAAAUAUUCUUAGUGAAGAGAAGUUUUAACGUUGUUGUUGGUUUAUUGGUUGUUGUUGGUAAUUUGGUUGUUGUUGUUGGUAAUAUUGUUUUUGGUGAUUUUGUUGGAAAUUCGGUGGUGGUUGUUGUUGGAAAUUCGGUGGUGGUUGUUUUUGUUGGAAAUUUUGUGGUAGUUGUUGUUGUUGGAAAAUUUAUGGUUGUUGUUGUUGGAAAUACGGUUGUUGUGCUCGCGGGUCUGCCAAAUAGAAAGGGUCAGACACAAACAUUUCAGGAUUUGUGA
Molecule: messenger RNA, 695 nt
Organism: Vicia villosa (hairy vetch)
Lineage: Eukaryota; Viridiplantae; Streptophyta; Magnoliopsida; Fabales; Fabaceae
Exons: 3
Coding region: 39-695 (218 amino acids)
Source: RefSeq, a predicted model, not a curated record